AUGGGACUAAUUAACGAAAGCCACCCUGAAGAGUUUAUUCUAUUAGGCUUUGCUGAGCGCCCUUGGCUAGAGCUUCCUCUAUUCAUUAUUCUUCUCAUAACAUACCCUAUGGCCAUGAUUGGAAAUAUCUCCAUCAUCCUGGUGUCUAAGUUAGACCCCCAUCUCCACAGUCCCAUGUAUUUCUUUCUCACCAACCUCUCCUUUCUGGACAUGUGUUAUACCACAAGCAUUGUCCCACAGAUGCUAUUUAACCUGGGAAGUUCUAAGAAGACCAUCAGCUAUAUGGGGUGUGCAGUCCAGCUUUAUUUCUUUCACAUAAUGGGGGGAACAGAAUGUCUGCUCUUGGCCCUUAUGUCCUUGGAUCGCUAUGUGGCCAUCUGCAGGCCUCUCCACUACACCCUCAUCAUGAAUCAGCGCCUCUGCCUCCUAUUAGUAUCCAUCGUGUGGCUGAGCGGAGUGACCUAUGCUGUCUCAGAGGCUUCUGUGACAUUACAGUUGCCACUCUGUGGCCUCAAUAAACUGGACCACUUGGUGUGUGAGAUUCCUGUCCUGAUAAAGGCUGCCUGCGGUGAGAAGACUGCUAAUGAGCUCACACUCUCAGUGGUGUGCAUUUUUAUGUUAGCUGUUCCUCUGUGCUUAAUUCUUGCUUCCUAUGCUUGUAUUGGACAUGCUGUAUUUAAGAUGAAAUCUUCAGAGGGAAGGAGAAAGGCCUUUGGGACAUGUUCCUCACACCUCAUAGUUGUUUUUUUAUUUUAUGGCCCAGCCAUUAGCAUGUACCUCCAGCCCCCCUCAUCCAUCUCAAGGGACCAGCCCAAGUUCAUGGCUCUCUUCUAUGGAGUGGUGACUCCUACGCUCAACCCCUUCAUCUACACCCUUAGGAAUAAGGAUGUGAAGGGGGCAUUAGGCAACCUGAUGAGGAGGAUUUUCAGUUCCAAGUGA
Choloepus didactylus (southern two-toed sloth) is the source of this 939-nucleotide messenger RNA. Its product is annotated as olfactory receptor 2B11-like. The transcript has a single exon. Gene Ontology annotation, biological process: G protein-coupled receptor signaling pathway. The record is from RefSeq and is a predicted model, not a curated record. Gene Ontology annotation, molecular function: olfactory receptor activity; G protein-coupled receptor activity. Gene Ontology annotation, cellular component: membrane. NCBI's taxonomy places the organism in Eukaryota, Metazoa, Chordata, Mammalia, Pilosa, Megalonychidae. The coding region runs from base 1 to 939 and encodes 312 amino acids.